This is a messenger RNA of Myxocyprinus asiaticus (Chinese sucker), 5031 nucleotides long. Its product is annotated as scavenger receptor cysteine-rich type 1 protein M130-like. Gene Ontology annotation, cellular component: membrane. NCBI's taxonomy places the organism in Eukaryota, Metazoa, Chordata, Actinopteri, Cypriniformes, Catostomidae. The record is from RefSeq and is a predicted model, not a curated record.
AUGUCCGAUUCAUCUCUGGCUCUUCAAGAUGGGCGUGUGCGGUUGUCUGGAGAGAGAGAGUGUGAGGGGGAGGUGGAAGUUUACAUCCAUCAAGUCUGGAGGAGAAUUUUGUUGGACUCUUGGGGUCUCACUGAAUCCUCUGUGGUCUGCAGACAGCUGGGCUGUGGCUCUGUGCUGAACUUCUACGGCUCCUCUUCAUCCAGUCCUGAACACAGUCAUGAGUGUGUGAUGGGCUUCCAGUGCUCUGGGAGUGAAGUUCAUCUGGGGAACUGCAGCUCUCCACAAACUCUCAACUGCAGUUCCACACAACAGCUGUCAAUCACCUGCCUUGGUCAUGGGUCCAUCAGGUUGGUGGGUUCUGGAGGAGACUGUGCAGGGAGGCUGGAGGUUUUUCACAACGGCUCUUGGGGGACAGUGUGUGAUGACUCCUGGGAUAUUAAAGAUGCCCAUGUGGUGUGCAGACAGCUGCAGUGUGGAGUGGCCCUCAGUAACCAGCAGGUACCAGCCUGGUUUGGUCCAGGUUCUGGACCCAUAUGGCUGGAUGAGGUGAACUGUGAGGGGAAUGAGACAUCCCUGUGGAACUGCUCUUCUCAGGUCUGGGGAAAACAUGACUGUCAACACAUGGAGGAUGUAGGAGUCGUGUGCUCAGAGUUCAAAGAAAUCAGGUUGACUGAUGGUUGUAAAGGGAAUGUGGAGGUUUUCUACAAUGGAUCGUGGGGUAAUGUAUGUUACAACCAGAUGGACAGAGACACAGCGAGUCUGAUCUGUCAAGAGCUGAACUGUGGAAAAUCUGCCAGUGAACCCAGUAACUCACAAGGACUAAAGUCUAAUUGGCUGGAUCAAUUUAAAUGUCGUCCUCAUGACUCAACUCUGUGGCAGUGUCCAUCUUCAACCUGGGGACAGAAUAACUGUCAUCAUAAUGAGGUGGCUCAUAUAACCUGCUCAGAAAAGGAAAACGAUGAAUCGCCUCGAAGUCAUCUUUCAUGUUCUGCAGCUCCAAACCAGAGACACUGUACAAAGUAUGUUCCUCUGAGACUGAAUGGAGGGAAGGGCCGGUGCUCUGGGAGGCUGGAGGUGUAUCAUAACGCUGUGUGGGGUUCAGUCUGUGAUGAUCAGUGGGACAUCAGGGAUGCUCAGGUGGUCUGCAGGCAGCUGGGUUGUGGAGCAGCACUGAGUGCUGAUGGGAAUGCAGCCUUUGGUGCUGGUGAAGGUGUUGUGUGGCUGAACAGAGUCGAGUGCAUAGGGAAUGAGAUUCACUUGUGGGACUGUCCUCUCUCCCUGAAUAACCACACUGGCUGCUCACACAAAGAGGAUGCUGGACUCACCUGUGCAGAUUUGUCUGUCUCCACUACUCCUGCCCCAACAACAUCAACGUUUCCUCCAGUUUCACAGACAGAUGUGACACCAUCUCUGUCCUCACAGAUCACUCGUCCACAAACUCCUCCAUCAUCUUCUCUCUCCAUCCCUCCAGUGGUUUUGAUCAUACUGGGAGCUGUACUCUUACUGCUCUUAUUGCCACUCAUUAUACUGAUUCAGCAGAACAGAGUGAUGAGGAGAGCUCUUUCUAAGAGAAGACACAAGACUCAGACUGAAUCAGUUUAUGAGGAGAUUAAUCACAGACUCAUCACAAAUAAAGAUAAACACAUCACUCAGAGAGGAAGAGUCCUUUCUGAAGAACAGCAUUCUGGGUAUGAGGAUGCUGAUGAGAUUCUUUCAGCUAAAUCUGCAGUAGGAGACUCAUCUGAACACUAUGAUGAUGUCACCACCACUAAAGUCCCAAAAGAAGAGCAACAAGACACACCAGAGACCUACGAUGAUGCAAUCACUGCUGGACUGAGACGUUGUGCCACAGAUGACAUACCAGAAAUCUAUGAUGAUGUUGUGAUCGUGCGACAGUUGUCCAAUAAUAAAACAGUUUCAGAGGGAGUUCAGGAGGAGUAUGAUGAUGUGAGGGAUGUCAGUGAAGAUGUGAGAAACCUGCUUGUGACUUACAGUGCUCUUUUGUUUGGACAGGAGCUACAUGGGACAUCAAACUUUGCUGAAUGGCUCAGAAGACCCCUGUACUCCUGUUUCAUCAGUGAGGAGAAGCUGGUACUGGAGAUGGAAAACUGUCUAACACUCAUUUUUCUGUUCUUAGUUGUGAUACUCAUCACAGCUGAAGUCAGGCUGGUCGGAGGUUCUCGCUGCUCUGGUAGAUUAGAGAUACUUGAUGGAAACACGUGGGUUUCAGUGUGUGAUGCUGCCUUUUACCAGCAGGAUACAGAGGUUGUGUUUAGAGAGCUGGACUGUGGGGCUCCUGUACAGGUGCUGGGAGCAGCUGCUUUUGGAAAAGGAGAGGGUCAGAUGUGGACAGAAGAGAUUCAGUGUAGAGGCAACGAAUCACUCAUUCAAUUCUGUCCAUCAUCAACUUCACAUAACAGAACCUGCUCCCAGGACAACGACCUUAGACUGGAGAAUGGCCCUGACGUCUGUUCUGGUCGAGUGGAGCGUCAGUAUUUCAAUGAGUGGGGAACAACUGGUUUGGAGAGGGAAGUGGUGAAAUCUGGGCUGAUGUGUUUGAUUGUCAGGGGAAUGAAACACAACUCUCUCAAUGUCCCAUCUCUUCAUGGAGUCGAGCUGAACGUUCUCAUAGAUGAGAUGUUGGAGUCAUCUGUUCUAGUCAUGGGUCCAUCAGGUUGGUGGGUUCUGGAGGAGACUGUGCAGGGAGGCUGGAGGUUUUUCACAACGGCUCAUGGGGGACAACAGCUGCAGUGUGGAGCGGCCCUCAGUAACCAGCAGGUACCAGCCUGGUUUGGUCCUGGAACAGGACCCAUAUGGCUGGAUGAGGUGAACUGUGAGGGGAAUGAGACGUCCCUGUGGAACUGCUCUUCUCAGGUCUGGGGAAAACAUGACUGUACACACAUGGAGGAUGUAGAAGUCGUGUGCUCAGAACAUGUUCCUCUGAGACUGAGUGGAGGGAAGGGCCGGUGCUCUGGAAGACUGGAGGUGUAUCAUAACACUGUGUGGGGUUCAGUCUGUGUUGAUCAGUGGGACAUCAGGGAUGCUCAGGUGGUCUGCAGGCAGCUGGGUUGUGGAGCAGCACUGAGUGCUGAUGGGAAUGCAGCCUUUGGUGCUGAGAUACUUCAUGAGAAGACGUGGGUUUCAGUGUGUGAUGCUGCCUUUGACCAGCAGGAUGCAGAGGUUGUGUGUAGAGAGCUGGACUGUGGGGCUCCUGUACAGGUGCUGGGAGCAGCUGCUUUUGGCAAAGGAGAGGGACAGAUGUGGACAGAAGAGAUUCAGUGUAGAGGCAACGAAUCUCAGAUUCAAUUCUGUCCAACAUCACCAUCAAAUGAAAACAACUGUUCACAUGAAAACAACGUUGGACUGGUGUGUGCAGACAUAAUGAAUGUGAGGUUGGUUGGUGGUAACAGUCCCUGUGCUGGUAGAGUGGAGGUUCUUCAUAGAGGACAGUGGGGAACAGUGUGUGAUCAAGGCUGGGAUAUGGCUGAUGCUGCAGUGGUGUGUAGAGAGCUGGACUGUGGAGAACCUGUAGAUGCUUUGAGUGAAGCUCAUUUUGGACCAGGAUCAGGACCAAUCUGGAUGAAUAAUUCAAUGUGUACUGGAUCAGAGUCCACACUGAAAAACUGUGGAUUAGUAGAAUGACCUUAUGACUGUGAUCAUAGUAAAGAUGCUGGAGUCUUUUGCGCAGGUAAGCUCAAAAUUUCAUCUUAUCACAUAAACUGUAUUCAAACUCUGUUUUUAAAAUGUUCCAUGCUAUUUUACAGGUGUCAGGCAGGUCGCUGCUCUGGGAGAUUAGAGGUACUUGAUGGAAACACGUGGGUUUCAGUGUGUGAUGCUGCCUUUGACCAGCAGGAUGCAGAGGUUGUGUGUGUGUGUAGAGAGCUGGACUGUGGGGCUCCUGUACAGGUGAUGGGAGCAGCUGCUUUUGGCAAAGGAGAGGGUCAGAUGUGGACAGAAGAGAUUCAGUGUAGAGGCAACGAAUCUCAGAUUCACCUCUGUCCAAAUCCUUCACUCGAAAACAACUGCUCCCAUGAAAAUGAUGAGGGGCUUCUGUGCGCUGACCCAAAAAAUGUGAGACUGGUUAAUGGUAACAGUCCCUGUGCUGGUAGAGUGGAGGUUCUUCAUAGAGGAAAGUGGGGAACAGUGUGCGAUGGAGGUUGGAAUAUGACUGAAGCUGCAGUGGUGUGUAGAGAACUGGACUGUGGGGAGCCUGUAGAUGCUUUGGGUGAUGCUCAUUUUGGAACGGGAUCAGGACCAAUCUGGAUGGCUAAUUUAUUAUGUACUGGUCAGUCUACACUAAAGAACUGUCAAUCAGAAGGAUGGAAUUUACCUAUCUGUCCUCACAACUUUGAUGCUGGGGUCAUCUGUUCAGGCCACAAACGUUCCAGACUUGCUGCUGGGUCUCAUCUGUGCUCUGGGAGAUUAGAGAUACUUCAUGAGAACACGUGGGUUUCAGUGUGUGAUGCUGCCUUUGACCAGCAGGAUGCAGAGGUUGUGUGUAGAGAGCUGGACUGUGGGGCUCCUGUACAGGUGCUGGGAGCAGCUGCUUUUAGCAAAGGAGAGGGUCAGAUGUGGACAGAAGAGAUUCAGUGUAGAGGUGAUGAAUCACUCAUCCGAUUCUGUCCAUCAUCAACUUCACAUAAGAGAACCUGCUCCCAUGACAAUGACGUGGGUCUGAAAUGUUCUGGUUACUCAGAGCUUAGACUGAUGAAUGGCCCUGAUAUCUGUUCUGGUCGAGUGGAGCGUCAGUAUUUCAAUGAGUGGGGAACAGUAUGUGAUGGAUGUAUGGAUAUGAAAGCUGCCAGUGUCCUCUGUAGACAGCUGAAUUGUGGGAUUGCUGUGUCUGUUGUGGGAGCAGACUGGUUUGGAGAGGGAAGUGGUGAAAUCAGGGCUGAUGUGUUUGGUUGUCAGGGGAAUGAAACACAACUCUCUCAAUGUCCCUUCUCUUCAUGGAGUCGAGCUGAACAUUCUCAUAGACGAGAUGUUGGAGUCAUCUGUUCUAGUAAGCACACUUCAUACUAUAAAUCAUGA